UAUAUUCCAUCAAUGUUAUUGCAACCUCGUAGGAGAAGUAGUGUUUGAGUGAGGGGGAGCCAAAUAAGAUAACAAACAUCAUAGUACAUAGAGAUGGCUGGUCCAAUGAGACCUCAAAUUGUGCUAUUUGGCUCCUCCAUAAUUCAGAUGAGUUUUGAUAAUGGUGGUUGGGGUGGUAUCCUAGCUAAUUUGUAUUCUAGAAAGGCAGACAUAAUUUUGAGGGGAUACUCGGGUUGGAAUUCAAGACGUGCUUUGGAGGUUCUUGAUGAAAUUUUCCCCAAGGAUGCUUAUGUGCAACCUUCAUUAGUAAUUAUUUACUUUGGUGGGAAUGAUUCAAUUCACCCUCACCCAUCUGGCCUUGGUCCUCAUGUACCCCUUGAAGAAUAUGUUGAAAAUAUGAGGAAGAUUGCUAACCAUCUAAAGAGUCUCUCAGAUCAUAUUCGCCUCAUAUUUCUAACCUCUCCUCCCAUCAGUGAAGUCCAAAUUCGAAAAAAACUCAGUGCAACACAAUCCGGAAGAACAAAUGAACAUUGUGGAAUAUAUGCAAAGGCAUUGGUGGAAUUAUGUGACGAGUUGAAUUUAAAGGUCAUUAAUCUCUGGUCUGCAAUCCAACAAAGGGAUGAUUGGUUAGAUGUCAGCUUUACGGAUGGAGUUCAUCUAUCAGCUGAGGGAAGUAAGGUAGUUGUGAAGGAAAUAUUAAAAGUUCUUAGAGAAGCAGAUUGGAAGCCUAGUUUGCAUUGGAUGUCACUACCAACUGAAUAUGCAGAGGAUUCACCAUAUUAUCCUCCAAGUCCAGAUGGAACCACCACUAUAAAUGUGUCCUAUAGUAUCCCUCGAAGACAUUUACAAUGGGAUUUAUAGAAAUUAUUCUUUGCAUUUAUGUGUGGUGUGGUUUCAUUCAUCAAGCAAUAAUUGAAAGAACAAAAAAACUUUGGUUAUUGGUAUUUUUAUUUGCACUUUACUUUGCAAAGCAUGAAAGAAAAUCAAUUAUGUGGGCCCUUGAGGAAAGUUUUCUUUUCAUACUUUAAAAUAAUUAUGGGAAGAGUUUUUUCACGUUGUGAAAGUCCUUACUCGUUUCCUUUGUUCAAGAGCUUGUUGAUUUGAUUAUUAUGUGUGUUGUAAUUUUUCUGUAAUAAUGUACCAUUAAUUAUUCAAUAUAUUCAAAUUUGUAUAUCA
Messenger RNA from Cicer arietinum (chickpea), 1176 nucleotides. Its product is annotated as GDSL esterase/lipase WDL1-like. The record is from RefSeq and is a predicted model, not a curated record. Lineage: Eukaryota; Viridiplantae; Streptophyta; Magnoliopsida; Fabales; Fabaceae. Gene Ontology annotation, molecular function: hydrolase activity, acting on ester bonds.